Molecule: messenger RNA, 12860 nt
Organism: Dipodomys ordii (Ord's kangaroo rat)
Lineage: Eukaryota; Metazoa; Chordata; Mammalia; Rodentia; Heteromyidae
Gene: Spen
Product: spen family transcriptional repressor
Exons: 16
Coding region: 1-10977 (3658 amino acids)
Biological process (GO): regulation of transcription by RNA polymerase II
Cellular component (GO): nucleus
Molecular function (GO): mRNA binding
Source: RefSeq, a predicted model, not a curated record
AUGGUUGUGUUUGGCGAUCAGGUCGUGUUCCUGCUGGUCAAGACCUUCCUGGUAACACCAAAGGAGAAGCUGCUGUCACUGGAUGCGGUUCCCCGGAGGGAGGAGAAGCCUGGAUUCCUGGGGGAGGAGGCCCCCAGGUCCUCCACCUGCUCUGCCCUCCUAGAGGCCCAGACCUGGUCCCUGCUGCCAGCACCGCCCCGGGAGCUCCCCUACACCCCUCUUUCUGAGCCUUGCUAUGGCCGUGUGGAAAGUGUCAAAAUUCUCCCCAAGAGGGGCUCUGAAGGAGGAGUGGCCGCCUUUGUGGAUUUUGUGGACAUUAAAAGUGCACAGAAAGCUCACAACUCAGUCAACAAAAUGGGAGAUAGAGACCUCCGCACGGAUUACAAUGAACCAGGCACUAUUCCAAGUGCUGCUCGGGGAUUGGAUGAUACAGUUUCCAUAGCAUCUCGUAGUAGAGAGGUUUCUGGGUUCAGAGGAGGUGGUGGAGGGCCUGCUUAUGGCCCCCCACCAUCACUUCAUGCACGAGAAGGACGUUAUGAGCGGAGACUUGAUGGGGCUUCAGAUAACAGGGAGCGUGCUUAUGAACAUAGUGCCUAUGGACACCAUGAACGGGGGACGGGAGCAUUUGAUCGGACAAGACAUUACGAUCAGGAUUACUAUAGAGAUCCUCGAGAGCGGACUUUACAACAUGGGCUCUAUUAUACAUCUCGGAGUCGAAGUCCAAACCGUUUUGAUGCUCAUGACCCCCGAUAUGAACCUAGGGCUCGGGAGCAGUUUACACUGCCCAGUGUGGUACACAGGGAUAUCUACAGGGAUGAUUUGACCCGGGAGGUACGAGGCAGAAGGCCAGAGCGGAAUUACCAGCACAGCAGGAGUCGCUCACCACAUUCAUCCCAGUCUAGAAAUCAGUCUCCUCAGAGACUGGCUAGCCAAGCGUCUAGACCCACCAGGUCCCCUAGCGGCAGCGGCUCUAGGAGUAGAUCGUCUAGUAGUGACUCAAUCAGCAGCAGCAGUAGUACCAGCAGUGACAGCAGUGAUUCCAGCAGCAGUUCAAGUGAUGACUCUCCAGCCCGAUCUGUUCAGUCGGCAGCAGUCCCUGCACCCACUUCCCAGUUGCUUUCAUCUCUGGAAAAAGAUGAACCUCGUAAAAGUUUUGGGAUCAAAGUUCAGAAUCUGCCAGUACGCUCUACAGAUACAAGCCUUAAAGAUGGCCUUUUCCAUGAAUUUAAGAAGUUUGGCAAGGUGACUUCAGUACAGAUACAUGGAACUUCAGAAGAGAGGUAUGGACUGGUAUUCUUUCGGCAGCAAGAGGACCAAGAAAAAGCACUAACUGCAUCAAAGGGAAAGCUGUUCUUUGGAAUGCAGAUUGAAGUAACCGCAUGGAUAGGGCCAGAAACAGAAAGUGAAAAUGAAUUUCGCCCUUUGGAUGAAAGGAUAGAUGAGUUUCACCCCAAAGCAACAAGGACUUUGUUCAUUGGCAACCUUGAGAAGACCACUACGUACCAUGACCUUCGCAACAUCUUCCAGCGCUUUGGAGAAAUCGUGGAUAUUGAUAUUAAGAAAGUAAAUGGAGUACCUCAGUAUGCGUUCUUGCAAUACUGCGAUAUCGCUAGUGUUUGCAAAGCUAUUAAGAAGAUGGAUGGAGAAUACCUUGGAAAUAAUCGCCUCAAGCUGGGUUUUGGAAAGAGCAUGCCUACAAACUGUGUAUGGCUAGAUGGGCUUUCUUCAAAUGUGUCAGAUCAGUAUUUAACACGACAUUUCUGCCGAUAUGGGCCUGUGGUGAAGGUUGAUUUUGCAAAUCGGGAAAGUCAGCUGGCAUUUUAUCACUGCAUGGAGAAGUCAGGCCAAGAUAUCAGAGACUUUUAUGAAAUGUUAACAGAAAGAAGAGAGGAACGAAGGGGAUCCUAUGACUAUAACCAAGAUCGGACAUAUUACGAGAGUGUUCGGACUCCAGGUACAUAUCCCGAGGACUCCCGGAGGGACUACCCAGCCCGAGGAAGAGAAUUUUAUUCAGAGUGGGAAACAUACCAAGGAGACUACUAUGAGUCCCGCUACUACGAUGAUCCUCGAGAAUACAGGGAUUACAGAAGCGAUCCCUAUGAACAGGACAUUCGGGAAUAUAGUUACAGGCAAAGAGAACGAGAGAGAGAGCGUGAAAGAUUUGACUCUGAGCGGGACAGAGACCAUGAGAGAAGGCCCAUUGAGCGAAGUCAGAGUCCUGUGCACUUGCGACAUCCACAGAGUCCUGGAGUAUCUCCCUCGCAGUCAGAGAGGUUGCCGAGUGACUCAGAGAGGAGGCUGUAUAGCCGGUCCUCAGAGCGGAGUGGCAGCUGCAGCUCACUCUCCCCCCCACGGUACGAUAAACUGGACAAGUCUCGUUUGGAGCGCUAUACAAAAAAUGAAAAGACAGAUAAAGAACGAAUUUUCGAUCCUGAGAGAAUGGAAAGAGAGAGGCGCUUAACACGGAAGGAGAAAGUGGAAAAGGACAAACCUGACAAACAGAGACGAAAAGGAAAACUUCAUUCCCCUAGUUCUCAGUCUUCAGAAACUGACCAGGAGAAUGAGCGCGAACAGAGCCCUGAGAAGUCAAGGAGUUCUAGUAAACUGAGCAGAGAGAAAACUGACAAAGAAGGAGUGGGGAAAAACCGCCUGGAGCUCAUGCCUUGUGUGGUUUUGACUCGAGUAAAAGAGAAAGAAGGGAAGGUCAUUGACCACACUCCACUGGAAAAGCUGAAAGCCAGGCUUGAUACCGACUCCGCCAAGUCUUCUGUCCUGGACCAGAAAGUUCAGGCCUCCCAGACAGAGCCUGCAAAAUCUGACUCUAAAGCAGAACCUGCUAGAGGAAAAGUGGUGAGGGAAAAGGUGCUUAGCCACAUGGAAGUAGCAGAUAAGGAAGGCAGGCCUAAGCCCAGGAAGCCUCUCAGGCCAGAGCAGACCCCUGAGGGCCUGAGUGCUGUGGACCUAGAGAAGCUGGAAGCCAGGAAAAGGCGAUUUGCAGAUUCCAGUUUGAAAGCAGAAAGGCAAAAACCAGAAGUCAAGAAAAGCAGUCCUGACAUGGAAGAUGCUCGUGUACUUUUAAAAAAGCAAGCUGACUUGUCAUCGAGAGAUAUCAUCCUGCUGCGGGAGGGGGAGUCUGAAAGGAAGCCUGGGCGAAAAGAAAUUCUUAAAAGAGAAUCUAAAAAAAUCAAACUGGACAGACUUAAUACGGCUCCCAGCCCUAAAGACUGUCAGGAGCUUGCUAGUGUCUCUGUUGGGUCUGGCUCAAGGCCCAGCUCAGACCUGCAAGCAAGAUUGGGAGAACCAGGGGGUGAAUCUGUGGAAAAUCAAGAAUCUCAGUCAAAAAAAGUCACCCCCUCCAAACCACAGCUCAAACAGCUGCAGCUCUCAGAUGAUCAGGGACCGGAGAGAGAGGAUGGCAGGAAAAACUGUUGCAGUCUUCGUGAAGAAACAUCUGAACGCAAACCAGGCCAAGAGAAACCACAUGUGGUAAAUACUGAAGAAAAAAUUGGCAUUGACAUUGAUCACACACAGAGUUACCGCAAACAAAUGGAGCAGAGUCGUAGAAAACAGCAGAUGGAAAUGGAAAUGGCCAAAUCUGAAAAGUUCGGCAGUCCUAAAAAAGACAUUGACGAAUAUGAAAAGCGUAGCCUUGUUCACGAGGUGGGCAAACCCCCUCAGGAUGUCACCGAUGACUCACCCCCCAGCAAAAAGAAAAGGAUGGAUCAUGUUGAUUUUGAUAUCUGCACCAAAAGAGAGAGGAAUUACAGAAGUUCACGCCAAGUCAGUGAGGAUUCUGAAAGGACUGGCUGUUCUCCCAGCCUCCGCCAUAGUUCCUUCCAUGAAGAUGAUGACCCCCUCGGCUCUCCUAGGCCUACAGCAGUAAAAGGGUCUCCUAAAGCAGAUGAAAAAGGUCUCCCCUAUUCUAAUGUAACAGUGAGAGAAGAGUCCUUAAAAUUUAAUCCUUAUGACUCUAGCCGGAGAGAACAGAUGGCAGACAUGGCCAGAAUAAAGCUGUCUGUCUUGAAUUCUGAAGAUGAGUUAAAUCGUUGGGACUCUCAAAUGAAACAAGAUGCCAGCAGAUUUGACGUGAGCUUCCCAAACAGCAUCAUUAAGAGAGAUAGCCUGCGAAAGAGAUGUGUGCGUGAUCUGGAGCCUGGGGAGGUGCCUUCUGAUUCGGACGAAGAUGGUGAGCACAAAUCCCACUCGCCCCGGGCUUCUGCAGUGUAUGAGAAUUCCCGGUUGUCUUUUUUAUUGAGAGACAGAGAAGACAAACCACGUGAUCGGGAAGAAAGACUUUCUGGUUCUUUAGAAAGGAACAAAUUUUAUUCUUUUGCACUGGAUAAGACAAUCACACCAGACACUAAAGCUUUGCUUGAACGAGCGAAAUCUCUCUCUUCAUCCCGAGAAGAAAAUUGGUCUUUUCUGGACUGGGACUCCCGAUUUGCUAAUUUUCGAAACAACAAAGAUAAAGAAAAGGUUGACUCUGCUCCAAGGCCUAUUCCAUCUUGGUACAUGAAAAAGAAAAAGAUCAGGACUGACUCAGAAGGGAAAAUGGAUGAUAAAAAAGAUGAUCAUAAGGAGGAAGAGCAGGAAAGACAGGAACUGUUUGCCUCUCGUUUUUUACACAGCUCCAUCUUUGAACAGGACUCCAAGCGGCUGCAGCAUCUGGAGAGGAAGGAUGAAGACUCCGACCUCCCUCCUGGGAGGUCCUAUGGGAGGCAGGUAUCUGACGGACCACACACCACAAGCGAGUCAGUUCAGGAGCCGGUCGUUCUCUUCCACAGCAAAUUCAUGGAGCUCACAAGAAUGCAACAGAAAGAAAAAGAAAAAGACCAAAAACCCAAAGAGGUUGAGAAGCAGGACAAUACAGAGAACCAUCCCAAGACCCCAGAAUCUGCUGUGGAGAACAAAGAGUCGGAGCUGAAAACCCUACUCCCAGCCAGGCUUCCCAGUGUCCCAGCUGUAACUGCAGAAACAGCAUCAUCCAUGCCAGAGAAGACCAGUGAGCGGGUAGCCGAGGCAUCUCCAGUGCCUCUGGAAGAGAAGCCUGUGGAGCCAGCUGCUGUUCCCGAAGAGAUAAAACCGGGAGCUGAGCUGGCACCUGUUUCUGGGGAACAGCUCGAACAGGUAGAUGUGCCCCCACGAGCAGACAGUGGCCACGAGGCUCCCGCGGCACCUCUCACCGUGCAAGAUAACUCACCUAUGGACCCCCCGCCAAGUAUGGACGCCAAGCCUCCCACUCCAGGGCCCUCACUUUCCCAGGUGGAAAGCAAUGUGGAUCCAGAGCCUGCGAGUCCCCAACUGCCUUCCAAACCGAGCCAGAAGACUGAGGACGCUGAAGAGCCGAAAGCAGAAAGGCUAGACAUAACUUCAAGCAUUGACCCUGGAAUCAAUCAGAAGGCUGAAGUUGCUCCUGAGGCUCAGCCUCAAGCUUCUGAGGAUGCAGAGAUUGAUCCUCCCACUGCUGCAAAAGAUAAGAAGCCAAACAAAAGUAAGCGCUCCAAGACGCCAGUUCAGGCAACUGCAGCAAGCAUCGUGGAGAAGCCAGUCACGAGGAAGAGUGAGAGGAUUGACCGGGAAAAGCUAAAACGGUCCAGUUCUCCGCGGGGAGAAGCACAGAAGCUUCUAGAACUGAAGAUGGAGGCAGAGAAGAUUACAAGGACUGCUUCUAAACACUCUUCUGGGGACACGGAGCACCCUGAACCAAGUCUUCCAGUCAGCCGAACGAGGCGUCGGAAUGUCAGGAGUGUUUAUGCAACUAUGAGUGACCACGAAAGCCGCUCUCCAGCCAAAGAGCCCACAGAGCAGCUGAGAGUGACCAGGAAGAGAUUAGAGAGAGAGCUUCAGGAGGCUGCUGUAGUUCCCGCCACCCCUCGGAGAGGACGGCCUCCAAAAACACGCCGGCGAGCCGAAGAGGAUGACGAAGCUGAGACGAAAGAGCCUGCAGAAACACCCAGACCAGCUGAGGGGUGGAGGUCCCCGCGGGCUCAGAAAGCAGCUGGUGGCCAGCAAGGGAAAAGGGGGAGAAAUGAGCCUAAAGUUGAAGCAGAGCGAGCAGAGGCUGCUGCUGAGGCGCGGCACCAGGUAAACGUGAAAGAGGGCAACACCAGAUCCAAGGGGGAUAAAGAGGAAGCAGGAAGUGACCCGAAACGAGACAGAAAGGAAAUGGUCACCAACAAACAUGUGCCUGACUUUGAAGCCAUGGAAAAAAGGCCAGUCCCCGAAAAAAACUCCAAAUCAAAGAGAGGAAGAUCUCGAAAUGCACGCGGUGCAGUGGACAGAGCUGCGCAUCUGAGAAGUGUGGCAGUGGCCGCCAGUCCCAGUGUGGCCCUUGCAGGGGGGCCAGGGCAGGCAGUGGACAGGGAAGCUGGGAUUGUGGCAAUCUCCCCCGAGAAAAGCGAGAGUCCCCAAAAGGAGAGUCGUUCCUCAUCCCAGUUGAAAACCACUCCAGUGGAUCCCGACAGGGAAUCGGGGAGAGAGGAUCUGUCUGCCCCCCGGCUGUCUGCAGAGGUGGCUCAGUUGGCCAAGCAGAUGGAGCUGGAACGGAUGGAGUUGGAGCGGGCUGUGGAGAAUAUUGCAAAGCUUGCUGACACGGCCCCCCGGGGCACUUACAAGGCAGCAGCUAUGGGAGCUGUGGGUCCUACUACGGAGGACAGGGACAAACCCGCCCCUCAGGCCAGUGAAACAGAACUGGCUGCGGCCAUUGGUUCCAUCAUCAGUGACAUCAGUGACUCCCCUGCCCCGCCCCCUUUCCCUGCGGACUCUCAAACAGAUCUGCAGUCCCCAGGGGAAGCCACAGAGCCUGAGACCCACCAGGCCGUGUCUGGAAUCGUAGAGGCUGCUUUGGAGUCUUCUAGACCUGCAGUCAGUGCCCCUGUCCCCUCAGCAGCUGCCAAGGAGGCUGGGGGGGAUGGCAGUGACACCUCUCGCCUGCCCCGGCAGGCCAGAGGGUCCAGAGAAGGAGCAGUCGCUCUUGUCCGCAAAGACAAAGGGCGCCAAAAGACUACAAGGUCCCGGCGUAGACGGAAUACAAAUAAGAAGGCCAGCGCUGCAGCCGAGCCUCCCAGCGCUGCAGCCGACCCCCCUGCCACCGUAGAGACAGAGACUGACCAGGCUCAAGGCGAGAGCCCCACUGUGAGUGAGGAGACCACGAUCCAACCCCCAGACUCACUGCAGGAAGACACACAGACUGAAAAGCCCCAAACUACCCCUCCUCAGGCCUGUGCUUCUGACCCGACCAAGACUCCACCCACAGAGGGUUUGCCUGAAGACAGCAAUGCUGAAGAGAAGACGCCCCCCAAAGUGCCCACAUCCCCGGCCCUCCCCUCCCUGUCCCAGCCAGUGCUGGCUGAUGACGAGGCCCAGGCUAGGUUCAAGGUACAUUCAAUCAUUGAAAGUGACCCUGUGACCCCACCCAGUGAUUCGAGCCUACCCCUGCCCAUACUUCCUUCUGUGACUGUAGCUAAGCUUGCUGCCCCUGUCCCCUCCGGGGCUGUCCCACACCAGAGCCCCCCAACGAAGCUAACAGAGUGGAUCACAAGGCAGGAGGAGCCGCGGCCUCAGUCCACCCCGUCUCCAGCUCUUCCCCCAGACACAAAGGCCUCUGAUGUGGAUACCAGCUCCAGCACGCUGAGGAAGAUCCUUAUGGACCCUAAAUACGUGUCUGCCACAGGCAUCACGUCCACCAGCGUCACCACAGCUAUCCCGGAGCCUGUGAGCGCCGCCCCUGCGCUGCACACGGCACUGCCCCCUCCAGUGGAAGCGAAGAAGCCUCCCGUAGAAGAAAGCCCCGUGGUUCCAGCCACGCAAGCUGCCGACACGCAGGCCUUGCAGCUCCCCGUGACCUCGGACAAGGAGAAGGUGGCUCCAGUCAUCGCCCCCAAAAUCACAUCUGUUAUUAGCCGGAUGCCUGUCAGCAUUGAUUUGGAGAACUCACAGAAGAUAACCUUGGCAAAACCAGCACCUCAGACCCUGACAGGCCUGGUGAGUGCCCUGACGGGCCUGGUCAAUGUCUCCCUGGUCCCUGUGAACGCCCUCAAGGGCCCUGUGAAGGGCUCCGUGGCCACGCUGAAGGGGCUGGUGAGCACCCCUGCGGGGCCUGUGAAUGUCCUCAAGGGGCCCGUGAAUGUCCUCACCGGGCCUGUGAACGUCCUCACCACGCCGGUGAACGCCACGGUGGGCACGGUGAACACUGCCGCGGGGGCAGCGACAGUCACCGCUGCCACGGUUGCCUCUGGGGGCGUGACAGCCGCAACGGGCACGACCACUGUGACCACCGUGACGACCAUGACAGGUGCCGCCGCCGCCACCCCCGCCACCCCGGUGGCGAAAAGCAAGCAGAGGUCAGGCAGCAGCGAGAACAACCGCUUCCACCCCGGGGCCAUGUCUGUGAUCGAUGACCGGCCCGCAGACACGGGCUCCGGGCCGGGGCUGCGUGUGAACACUUCAGAAGGGGUUGUGUUGCUGAGUUACUCCGGGCAGAAGACUGAGGGCCCACAGAGAAUCAGCGCCAAGAUCAGCCAGAUCCCUGCAGCCAGUGCCGUGGAUAUUGAAUUCCAGCAGUCCGUGUCCAAGUCCCAGGCGAAGGCCGAUGGUGUCUCACCUUCGCAGCCCACGCCCAAAGGCCCUCAGGCCCCUUCUGGCUUUGCCAACGUGGCCACCCAUUCCACCCUGGUGUUGACGGCGCAGACCUACAACGCGUCUCCUGUCAUUUCGUCCGUGAAGGCCGACCGUCCGGCCCUGGAGAAGCCGGAGCCCAUUCACCUCUCUGUGUCCACGCCCGUUACCCAGGGCGGCACAGUGAAGGUCCUCACGCAGGGCCUCAACACGCCCCCGGUGCUGGUGCACAACCAGCUGCUCCUCACCCCGAGCAUAGUCACCGCCAACAAGAAGCUCGCCGACCCCGUCACGCUCAAGAUCGAGACCAAGGUCCUUCAGCCGGCUAACCUGGGCUCCACGCUCGCCCCCCACCCCCCCCCAGCUCUGCCCAGCAAGCUCCCGACGGAAGUGAACCAUGUCACCUCAGGCCCUAGCACCCCGGCAGAGCGGGCGGUCUCCCACUUGGCAGCCACCAAGCCAGAGGCCCACUCUCCUCGACCCAGCGGGCCCACGCCGUCCUUCCCGAGGGCAUGCCACCCCAGCAGCACCGCGUCCACCGCGCUCUCCACCAACGCCACGGUCAUGCUGGCCGCAGGAAUCCCCGUGCCUCAGUUUAUCUCCAGCAUCCACCCUGAGCAGUCCGUCAUCAUGCCGCCCCACAGUAUCACCCAGACUGUGUCCCUUGGCCACUUGUCCCAGGGCGAGGUGAGAAUGAACACACCCACAUUGCCUAGCAUCACCUACAGCAUCCGCCCAGAGACCCUCCACCCGCCUCGAGCCCCCCUGCAGCCCCAGCAGAUAGAGGUCAGGGCCCCGCCCCGGGCUGGCACACCCCAGCCGGCCCCUGCCAGCGUUCCCGCCCUGGCCUCCCAACACCCACCUGAGGAGGAGGUGCACUACCUCCCCGUCGCCCGAGCCGCAGCCCCCGUGCAGUCCGAGGUGCUGGUCAUGCAGUCUGAGUACCGCCUGCACCCAUACACCGUGCCCCGCGACGUGAGGAUCAUGGUGCACCCACACGUGACUGCGGUCAGCGAGCAGCCCAGGGCCACCGAGGGCGUGGUGAAGGUGCCACCUACCAGCAAGGCCCCCCAGCAGCCAGCCAAGGAAGCUGCCAAGACAUCAGAUGCCAAAGCAGCCCCGGCCCCCACCUCAGCUCCUCAUGGCGAGGCCCGCAUCCUCACCGUCACCCCCAGCAACCAGCUCCAGGGGCUGCCUCUCACCCCACCGGUGGUUGUGACCCAUGGGGUGCAGAUCGUGCACUCCAGCGGAGAGCUCUUCCAAGAAUACCGGUACGGCGACAUCCGCACCUACCACGCUCCAGCCCAGCUCUCCCACACCCAGUUUCCCGUGGCCUCCUCCAUCGGCCUGCCCUCCCGGACCAAGACUCCGGCCCAGGGACCCCCGGAAGGUGAGCCCUUGCAAUCCAUACCUUCCGCACAGCCUGCCUCACCCAUGUCAUCAGCACAGCCUGUCCCGCCUCUGCCCUCCUGCCAGCCCGCGCCACUCAGCCAGCCUGGCCAGCCACCCAGCAGCAAGAAGCCGCAGGUCUCCCAGGAGGCAAAGGGGACCCAGACUGGAGGAGCAGAGCAGCCUCGCCUCCCGGCUGUCCCUGCAAGCAGGCCUUCAGAGCCCCACGCUCCGCUUCAGCGGGCCCAGGCGGAAACAGGCCCGGCGUCUCACCUUUCCCCUGUGUCUGUCACCAUGAAGCCUGACCUCCCGGCCCUGCCCCCCCAGGCUGCCCCAAAGCAGCCGCUGUUUAUCCCCACAACUUCAGGCCCCAGCACCCCACCAGGACUGGCUCUGCCGCACGCUGAAACCCAGCCAGCCCCUAGCCAAGAUUCUUCUCCGCACCUAACUUCCCAGAGACCUGUGGACAUGGUCCAGCUUCUGAAGAAGUAUCCCAUUGUGUGGCAGGGCUUGCUGGCCCUCAAGAACGACACAGCUGCUGUGCAGCUCCACUUUGUCUCUGGCAACAACGUCCUGGCCCAUCGCUCGCUGCCCCUCUCCGAAGGAGGCCCCCCGCUGAGGAUUGCCCAGAGGAUGCGGCUGGAGGCAUCACAGCUAGAAGGGGUUGCUCGAAGGAUGACAGUGGAGACAGAUUACUGUCUACUGCUAGCGCUGCCCUGUGGUCGUGACCAAGAGGACGUGGUGAGCCAGACAGAGUCCCUCAAGGCUGCCUUCAUCACCUACCUGCAAGCCAAGCAGGCAGCAGGGAUCAUCAACGUUCCCAACCCUGGCUCCAAUCAGCCUGCUUACGUGCUGCAGAUCUUCCCACCAUGUGAGUUCUCUGAGAGUCACCUGUCCCGCCUGGCUCCUGACCUCCUUGCCAGCAUCUCCAACAUCUCCCCCCACCUGAUGAUUGUCAUCGCUUCCGUGUGAGGCAUUGAGUGGUCAUCACCCGAGGUAUCUUCCCGAGGCCCUGCUGCAGAAAAUGCACCCAACACCGGACAGGACAGCCCAGCAGGCGAGGGGAAGCUGCUGAUGGGGACAGACUGCUGCCGGACGCCGGCUUCCUGCACUCGCCCACCACUCAGCUCCAAGGGACAGACCUCUGGGCGGAGGUGCUGCUACUUUGUAUGUUUACACGACACUUUCACCCAGGACAGACCACCGAUGGAUGGACAGACUUGCAGACUCCUAGGGGCUGGGUUUCUGUCUCCUCUUUUGGGAGAAAAGGAACAGAGCAAUGGAACGAAUUUUUUUUUUUUUGUUUUUGUUUUGGGCUUUUUGGGGGUUUUUUUUUUGUUUUUUGUUUUUUUUUUUAAAGAAACAAGAGAACUGCCUUUGCACUAAAUUAGUGACUUGGAUUUUUUUGCACAGUGAAGAUAGGCUGUGACACUGGACACUUGGUGUACAUGAACACACAUCACGGACUUUUAAUGCUGGAACCUUGGGGGUCAAGGAACAUUUCAUUGGGAUUUUUUUGCCCCGCCUCCUCCCCUCCCUGCUCAUUGGAUGUAUCACCUUUCCUAAUUCUCCUGCCGCCACCACCUUUGACUCACGAGGAUGUACAGUUUACAAUCAAACGAGCAAACAGAAGGAUUUCCUUUCUUGGUGGGACAUGCAGAACUUGGGGUGUGUAUAUAUAAAUAUAUAAUAUAUAUAAAUAUAUAUAAUACUGACUUAAAAAUCAAUUUCCCCGACAUACAUUUUUUUUAAUCUGUGCCAAAAAUGUGUUUUCAAAGAAAAUCUUAUUUUCAUACUCAGACUUUGUACCGUCACUCAUUGUCUCAGUGCGCUUCACCGCAGCCCGGGUCUUCCUGCCACGUGGAAGUGUCUGUCACCCAGCAUCUGUACAGGACCGGCCAGUCCCUCCUCCUGCGACCCGGACCGCACCCAGACCUCCUAACACUAUUAAUUUAUGAAACUGUUUUCCUCAGCGCAGUUUUGUUUUGUGUGUCCAUUGGAUUACAAACUUUAUUAAAAAAUACAAAACACCUCAAGUGUGAAUGAGUGUGAUCGUGGCCGGAGUGGGAACAGCAGGGUCCCUGGCUUAAAAUAGAAACAUAGCCCUCACCCAGCUUUGCUUUCUUUGCCCUGCCCCAAAUCUGUAAACAGGGGCCUCCUCCCCAAAGAGCAUUUUACCAAUACACAAGGAUUUGGUCAUGAGUGCUGAACUCAGGAAAUAGUUUUCAUUGUAGCAGCGUGGGUACCGGUGACAUUUCUGUCCUUGCUGGUCCCCAGGCAAUGUGGAAGGCACUUCAGGCAGGUCUCAAUACAGAAACACAUGCACACACCCAGCAAACUUGGAGCCUAAGGGUUCGUUCCCUUCCUUUGUCUGCUAGUAGGGUGCCAGUGGUUCCCAUGUAGACAGGAGGGUGGAGGGGGCUCGGUCUAGGUUCCCUUGCAGUUCAGUUGUGAAACCAGGAUUCAGGAACAUCUUCACUGCGCUUAGCGGGGCAAAAACAGGCCUGCACACUUUUACCUGUGAAAGAAGGGUCCCAGCUGCUAGGACAAGCUGUGGGGAGGAGGUAGAGGCAGGAACUCCAGGCUUGGGGGGGGGAGGGGGCCGGGGAACAGCCCACCAAAAACUCCACUUUGCUCCUUUGGUCCCUCCAGGACAGCCUGGUGAUGGGUUCAGAAUCCACCAGGGCAAGUAAAUGCUUCUAAAAGACUACUGGCAGCACCUGAGCUGGCGGCUCACAUCUGUAACCUCAUCUACUUAGGAGGCUGACAGGUGAAGACAGUGGUUCUAAACCAGGCUGGGUAGAAAAGUCUUGUGAGACUCUUGUCCAAUUAACCACUGAAAAACUCUUGUGGUA